Seminavis robusta is the source of this 1002-nucleotide messenger RNA. The record is from the annotation of a GenBank genome assembly. Lineage: Eukaryota; Bacillariophyta; Bacillariophyceae; Naviculales; Naviculaceae.
AUGACCGCGAGAUGCUUGUUGUACAGGUACAGCUUCCAAAUCAAGCUCUUUUGCGGUCUUACGCUGUUGCUGCUGCUGACUAUUUUCGGUGUGGCGACGCAACGGCUUGUAUCUCAACACGACCAGAAUCGAUCCCUGAGGUACAGUAGUAACAGCAAACCCAGUGUGUACAAGGGCAAUGUCACGCUGGAUUUCUACAGGACUUUUGAAGACAAGACUUUCCUUGGCAUCAUACCCUACAAGGCAUAUAGUAUGUCACGACCUCGGAUUGCUGUGCAAGUAGCUUGGAUGAACUUUUGGUACGAAGGUCGGGUAGACUUUUACCUGGGAGAUAUUUAUGAGGUUGAGGACGCUUUCUAUUCCAAUCCAGAACUGGUGUGCACCGAUGCCCUGGACAGAUUUGCAUCCACUUUUGGCCAAGAAGAUCGAACAAUCAAGAACGUACAUCGCAUCAAUGUUUUGGUGGUCCCCCAGUUGGCGCGAAACACCAAUGGGUGUGCCACAGUGGAUGUGCCCUUGGGUGGGUGUUGUCUGUACAAAGCGCCGGCAUUUGUUCUCACAAGGGAUAAUGAUGGCCUUGCCACAACAGGUUCUUUGGGAUCGCUUGGUUCACAAAAUUUCUUUGGCUACGUGGCAAGCCAUGAAGUGGGUCAUGUGUUUGGGUUGCGACAUACCGCCGAAACAGACGAAGCGGCACCGAGGGGUAUUUCUUAUUUUAGCUGUGGUUUGAACUUGAGGUAUCCACAAUUCUCGGUAUUUGACGACCCAAUAGCACACCCUGAUCUCAAGUUCUGGGACAUGGUCACAGGGGAACUCUAUACCUACACAGAUUGGCAUGCUCAAUCCAAUUUCAUGACUUCCACAUGCAAUCUUGGACUGGGCAUUGUUUGGAAAGUUGGCAUCUUCCGAUACAAGUACGAACCCAUCUUUGAUGCAAUCUUGGAAUGCUGGUUCUCGAGAUCCAAUUCCAGGGAUGAUGAUAUAAUCAGAGAACUCCCAUAG